AUGUCGUCGGCCCAAUCAGCUCUGCGCUACGUGGCUGCCGCCAAGACGUCGUCCCUCGGCACCCUCUACCUCCACUGCUACGUCAAGCCCGGCGCAGCAAAGGCCCGCGAGGGCGUCACAGGGCUUACGGAGGACGCCAUCGAGAUAUGCGUUGCAGCCCAGCCGCGAGAGGGGCAGGCCAACAAGGCUGUGCUGCGGCUGCUCAGCGAGGCAAGUCCAUCUGAAGUCGCUCAGUCGAGAGCUGCCAGGCACUUGACGCAACGUCUGACACGAGAUAGAUACUCGAGUUUCCAAGGUCAGACUUUCAGAUUAUCCAGGGUUCGAACAGCCGACACAAGACGGUUGCUCUGA
This is a messenger RNA of Verticillium alfalfae VaMs.102, 351 nucleotides long. RefSeq lists its product as hypothetical. Bases 1 to 351 code for a protein of 116 amino acids. Gene Ontology annotation, cellular component: cytoplasm. The record is from RefSeq and is a predicted model, not a curated record. The transcript has a single exon. Lineage: Eukaryota; Fungi; Ascomycota; Sordariomycetes; Glomerellales; Plectosphaerellaceae.